Molecule: messenger RNA, 735 nt
Organism: Naegleria lovaniensis
Lineage: Eukaryota; Heterolobosea; Eutetramitea; Acrasida; Naegleriidae
Exons: 2
Coding region: 1-735 (244 amino acids)
Source: RefSeq, a predicted model, not a curated record
AUGAGGAAAACAUCAUCAUCCCCUUCGCAAUUGGUGGUCCUGCUAGGAGUAUUUUUUGUUUUGUUGUGUAUCUAUUUCCCUUUCGUACGAUCAGCAACGAAGGUCGAUUGUACAAAGACUUGUGCUCCCGGUGUUGAUCCGCUCACUGGAGUUCAAUCUUCUUGUAAAAAGAAUCAGGCUACCAAAGUUGUCAUUGAGUUGAGUAAUAGUAAUGAAACAAGUACUUUUUAUCCAUUUUGUGUUUUAGUUGAUGAGUUGGCUGAAAUUAUUCUCAACGGAUCGAGUAUCUUCAUGAACGUGAGUGAGAACAGUACAGUAACUGUGUGGGUUGGAAACACCAAGUCUGAAUCUGUUUAUUUCAGAAGCCUAAAGUCAAUUUCAGGAAGAGAUUCUUUCACUCUCUAUUAUACAAUUGCUGUUACAUUAGAUGGAGGACUCGUAAAUCAAACCUCUAUCCUCAAUAGACAACCAAUUGAAUUUAUUGAUAACUGUGACGCUGCUAAGGAACAAUGCUCUGUUGAUAUUUCGUUGCCAUGUGUUCGUCAAAGACAAUGUGGGCAGUACUUUGACCAAGCAAGUAACACAGACGUAAAAAUUUUCGUUUCAUGGACAGGAACUGACAACACAGGAACGCCUUUGAGAAGUUAUGGAUUGUUACCAAGCAAUUUCCGUUUCUUGGCAUUUGAAAAUUACUUUAGCUCUUUCAAGAAUUUGCUCACACCAAAAGAGAAUUAA